Messenger RNA from Erinaceus europaeus (western European hedgehog), 1869 nucleotides. It is a transcript of the gene VDAC1, whose product is annotated as voltage dependent anion channel 1. Gene Ontology annotation, biological process: monoatomic anion transmembrane transport. Gene Ontology annotation, cellular component: mitochondrial outer membrane. Gene Ontology annotation, molecular function: voltage-gated monoatomic anion channel activity. The record is from RefSeq and is a predicted model, not a curated record. The transcript is spliced from 9 exons. NCBI's taxonomy places the organism in Eukaryota, Metazoa, Chordata, Mammalia, Eulipotyphla, Erinaceidae. The coding region runs from base 157 to 1008 and encodes 283 amino acids.
CGGGAGGCGGAGCUCGGCGGGCCCGGCGCGCAGGGUCUGGGCGGGUCCGCGCCGCCGCCGUGCGUGCCGCUCCGCCCUUGCCCUGCAGCUCGCUUGGUUCCUGUAGCUGCAGCCCCCGCCGCCGCUGCCGCUGAGCCCUCUGCCGCCGCUGAGAAGAUGGCUGUGCCUCCCACAUACAUUGAUCUGGGCAAACCUGCCCGGGAUGUCUUCACCAAGGGCUACGGGUUUGGCUUAAUAAAACUCGAUUUGAAAACAAAAUCCGAGAAUGGACUGGAAUUUACUAGCUCAGGUUCAGCCAACACUGAGACCACCAAAGUGACGGGCAGCCUGGAAACCAAAUACCGAUGGACUGAAUACGGUCUGACGUUUACGGAGAAAUGGAACACAGACAACACCCUGGGCACUGAGAUUACUGUGGAGGAUCAGCUUGCACAUGGACUGAAGCUGACGUUUGAUUCGUCCUUCUCUCCCAACACUGGGAAAAAGAAUGCUAAAAUCAAGACGGGGUACAAGUGCGAACACAUCAAUGUGGGCUGCGACGUGGACUUUGACAUUGCUGGACCUUCCAUUCGGGGUGCUAUGGUGCUGGGUUAUGAAGGCUGGCUGGCUGGCUACCAGAUGAAUUUUGAGACUGCCAAGUCCCGAGUGACCCAGAGCAACUUUGCUGUCGGCUACAAGACUGAUGAGUUCCAGCUUCACACUAAUGUGAAUGACGGAACAGAGUUUGGAGGCUCCAUUUACCAGAAAGUAAAUAAGAAGUUGGAGACGGCUGUGAACCUUGCCUGGACAGCAGGCAACAGUAACACUCGCUUUGGAAUAGCAGCGAAGUAUCAGAUCGACCCUGAUGCCUGCUUCUCGGCUAAAGUGAACAACUCCAGCCUGAUAGGUUUAGGAUACACUCAAACUCUAAAGCCAGGUAUUAAACUGACUCUGUCAGCUCUGUUGGACGGCAAGAAUGUCAACGCUGGUGGCCACAAGCUUGGCCUAGGACUGGAAUUUCAAGCAUAAAUGAAUACUGUACAAUCAUUUAAUUUUAAACUCUUUUGCAGCAUAGCUACCUUGAAAUUUUAGUGUACCUUUUAAUGUUGUAUGUCUUGAAUGCAAGUAUUGCAAAACAUGAUAGACCUCCAGGUUAAAGAUGAUUCAGCUUUAAUGUGUCACCCUUUCAGAGGUACAGAAGAAAGCCAGUUCCAAAACAAAAGGUCCUUUCAGCUGUAGAUGAGGGGGUAACUGCUGGCCUCUCUAGAGACUUCAGGUUUCUUUUUUAUCUAGAAAUGGCUGUAAGUGGAAGCCGACAAUUUGCAAGCACUUUGGAAAUUCAUAUUGAGCAAAUGAAUGAAAUUGUGAUUUCCUAAGAAUAAGCCUUGGCUUCCUUCUCUAAAUGAGGAGAAACUCAUUGUUUGAUCAUAUGUACAAACUCACCAGAAAGGGACUUUGCUUUAGACAGAUCUUUAUGACCUGUUUCCAUCCCAACCCAUCACCUCUUUACACCAAAAGUAGUUUGCAGGGUGUGGUAGCUGUUUCUUUUGUGCCAUUUUUGGGGUGGAGAAGAUUGAUGUGAUGAAGCCAAUAAACAAUUCAGGACUCCCCUACCAUGUUGUGGUUUUUCACCUCCUUCACCAGAGUAUGAAAUAGCCUCUAAGAGCUCCAGCUGCAAGCUGGGAAGAGUCUCUGUGACUUUAAUCACAUAGUGACAACAUUUGGAAUCUAAAUUUGACUUCUGUUGUAUUCUCACCACUUGGUUUAUUUUUUAGCAGUUUAAUGGGUUACAUUUUAGAGUCUUCCAUUUCGUGUGGAAUUAGAUCGUCCCUUCAAAUGCUGUAAUUAACAUCACUUAAAAUAAAACUUGAAUAAAAUACUGAAACCUCA